CCGUAUUUUUCUCCCGGUGUCCGGUGCCUCCUUCCUCUCUAGCUAUCCAUCUACUAAACCUACUAUAAAGCCAGCCCGGCCACAACCCCAGAUGCACCCGCUCACCGCUGCUGCCAAACACGCCAUCACCAUACCACCACCACCACCACCAGCCGCAGCAGCUAGCUACACAUCGUCGCCGUCGUCAGGCACUAGCGAUCCAUCGGUUCUAGAUCUCUCUUCUGCUGAGAUAGACGACGACGGCGACGGCGACGACGAUCGAGCUGAGCAGCAAGAAAUCAAGAAUUCGAAGGAGUUAGUGAUGGGGAGGGCGCCGUGCUGCGACAAGGCGAGCGUGAAGAAAGGGCCGUGGUCGCCGGAGGAGGACGCCAAGCUCAAGGCCUACAUCGAGGAGAACGGCACCGGCGGCAACUGGAUCGCGCUGCCGCAGAAGAUCGGGCUGAAGAGAUGUGGCAAGAGUUGCAGGCUCAGAUGGCUCAACUACCUGCGGCCAAACAUUAAGCAUGGUGAUUUCACAGAAGAAGAGGAGCACAUCAUUUGUAGCCUCUACAUUAGCAUCGGUAGCAGGUGGUCGAUCAUCGCGGCGCAGCUGCCGGGGAGAACGGACAACGACAUCAAGAACUACUGGAACACCAAGCUGAAGAAGAAGCUCCUCGGCAAGCGCGCGCCGUCGCGCCGCGCCCGCGCAAACCAAGACCACUGCGGUCUAGCAGGCAGCGCCGCCGCCGCCAUGUGCGGUGGCGUCGGCACCGCGGCGGCGGCGGCGCCGCCGCAUCAAGCCCUAAGCUCGUCGGCCCUCGAGCGGAUCCAGCUCCACAUGCGCCUCCAAGGCCUCUACAACAGCGCGUUCGGCUGCACCACCACCAGCAGCAACGGCGGCGGCGUCGGCGUCGCGCCGCCGCAGUGGCCGAAGCUCGAGGCGCUGCUGCCGAGCAGACCGCUCCCGGCCGUGCAGCCGACGGACGCCGUCGUCGCCACCGUGCAACACCCCCAUCAUUUGGUCGUCGGCGGCCAUACCCUCGCCACCGCCGCCGCCGCCGCCGCCACCACGUCGGAGGCGUUCCAAGCCGCCGAGCACCUCGACCCUGCGGCGGCGACCGGUUCGAACUACAUGCCGGGAGUCGCCGGUGUAGAGAUGACCUCGUCGUCGUCAAUGGCGGGUGGUGGUGGGUUCGUCGCCGGCUACGGUCUCCACGACGAGCUAUACGACUUCCUCUUCAAGUGCGAGUCGAUCGGCGGAGCGCAAGGCGGGAUCAUCCCUUCGUCGUUGCCGGAGCUGCAGUGCCCGGACGGCAGCGCCAUCAUCGGCGCCGACGAGAAGUUCUCGACGUGGACGUCGUCGUCUUGCGACUACGGUUCGGGCGGCGCCGGCGAUUACGUUCUAGGGUAUGAUCAAUAAUAGAUUUUGGUGUUGGGUGCUAGCUACACAUAUAUAUAUUACAUUCAGUGAUAUGGAUCCAAUUGUUAAUUGAUAGCUAGUUGGUAUAUGAGAUAAUAUGCAUAUGUACGCUCGGUUUCGAUUGAUCUUGAACGUUUCUGUUAAUACAUAUAUAUAAAUGUAUGUGAAUUAAAUUAAACUACUGGUUUAAUUGCCAUGUUUUUUGUAUGAGCAUUAGUAUCAUAUCGAUGAUGUUAUACAUAGUAUGUGAGUGUGAAAUACACAGAAAUAAAAUGCAUGCAUAUGUGUGAUUAAUUCAA
Molecule: messenger RNA, 1698 nt
Organism: Oryza sativa Japonica Group (Japanese rice)
Lineage: Eukaryota; Viridiplantae; Streptophyta; Magnoliopsida; Poales; Poaceae
Product: transcription factor MYB36
Source: RefSeq, a predicted model, not a curated record